GUGGACCGAAACCACAGUGGCAUGGUAGGCAUCAUCAUCGACAUCGUUCAUUGGGUUUGAGCGGUAGAUAUAAGACGGUGAGAGGGAAAGAAACGGAAGAAGAUGGAGGAGCUCUACUAAGUAAGCAGCUCGCCUUACCUCACCUCCAGAAACGUUAUCCUUGAAGGUUGAGCUUGUUCCAGGUUCAUACUCAUGGCAACUGAAGCGAACAACACCCUCCAGUCUAUAUGCUACAAGCGGGGUUCUCUUCAGCUACUCGAUCAGAGAAAGCUGCCUCUGGAAACUAGUUACUUGGACAUCCGGGAUGCGACAGAUGCAUGGCAUGCAAUAAAGGAUAUGGUGGUUCGUGGUGCACCUGCUAUUGCUAUUGCAGCAGCACUUUCUCUGGCAGUUGAAGUGUUUAACUUGGAGGGUUUUGAUGGGACAUCCAACGACGCGGUUUCUUACCUAAUAAUGAAACUGGAGUAUCUUGUAUCCAGCCGGCCAACUGCUGUCAAUCUUGCAGAUGCCGCAACAAAACUUAAAGAAGUUGUAUCAAAGGCUGCCUCCAAGGCUUCAGAAGCUACGAGUGUUUUCCAGGCAUUUAUUGACGCUGCUGAAAUAAUGCUUGAAGAUGAUGUUGCUUCCAAUAAAGCUAUUGGGUCUUACGGAGCUAGUUUUCUCCGCCUUCAGCUCAACAACUUUAAAAAGAUUUCUGUAUUAACGCAUUGCAAUACUGGCAGUCUAGCAACAGCUGGAUAUGGUACUGCCCUUGGUGUAAUCCGCACACUCCAUACCGAAAAAAUGUUGGAAAGGGCCUUUUGCACAGAAACACGUCCAUUCAACCAAGGGUCUAGACUCACAGCAUUUGAGUUGGUACAUGAUAACAUACCUGCCACUCUCAUAGCAGAUUCUGGUGCAGCUGCAUUGAUGAAGGAUGGGCGUGUGAAUGCUGUAGUUGUUGGAGCAGAUCGAGUGGCUGCAAAUGGGGAUACGGCCAACAAGAUUGGAACCUAUAGUCUUGCCAUACUUGCAAAUUAUCAUAACAUUCCAUUUGUUGUGGCUGCUCCUUUGACUUCCAUCGACUUGUCCAUUUCGUCUGGACAAGAAAUCAUAAUAGAGGAAAGAUCCCCAAAAGAACUAUUGAACACCCGCGGAGGGCUUGGGGAACAAGUUGCUGCAUCUGGAAUAUCUGUUUGGAACCCAGCUUUUGAUGUGACCCCUGCUAAUUUGAUUGCCGGCAUUAUCACAGAGAAGGGUGUCAUAACAAAGACGGACAGUGAUGCUUUUGACAUUAAGGAUUUUGUACACAAGGCAUCAAAGAAAUGAUAUGGAAAGCCAUGAUGCAGAAGGCGUUCGUCCUUGUCGCGUGUUUAAUCUUUAAAAACUACUUUCCGUUUGUGGUUAGCCUUGCCCAACUCCUUGAUUACAAAUUUUCUAUAUAUGUAUUGGUAAUAUGAUCAAUGAAAAAGUUAAACUAUAUAAGAAUAAUUCUGCGCUAGUCGCUUUGAUGACUUUGAAUUCAAUGAUGAGAAACGAAUAAAUUUUCUUUCA
Molecule: messenger RNA, 1533 nt
Organism: Ziziphus jujuba (common jujube)
Lineage: Eukaryota; Viridiplantae; Streptophyta; Magnoliopsida; Rosales; Rhamnaceae
Product: methylthioribose-1-phosphate isomerase
Exons: 10
Coding region: 193-1308 (371 amino acids)
Molecular function (GO): S-methyl-5-thioribose-1-phosphate isomerase activity
Source: RefSeq, a predicted model, not a curated record